GCUCUUUGAAGGCCUUUUGAACUCGAACCUUCUUCCUUGAUUAUACCAGAUUGAUAUCCGCACCUUCAGAAUUAAUGGCUCCCAAAGGUGGCAACGCAAAAAAAGAGAGUGGUCGAGCCAAGAAGGCAGAGAACGAGGCGAAGAAGCAAGAGGCUACAGCUGCUGAGAAGGGGAAAAAAGAGGCUGAAAAAUGGGAGGAUGGCGCCAAGGGAAACAAAGCUAAGGAGGAAAAGGAAGCCAAGCGUCUAGCCGAGCUCGCCCGCAAAGCCGAGAAUGCGCGGCUGCUUGCAGAGGAGGAAGCUGCCCCUCCCGUAAAAGUCAAGACAGCACCCAAAAAGAAGAAAGAUGUCAAACCAGCUGGUCCCGGAGCAAUCGCAGCUGGAGGCAGCUCGAGUCAAGAAAUACCAGCAACAGAGACGAAUGUCAAGGAUGAACCGCCUAAGGAGAUCGAAAGCUAUGCUGCAACUGGCAUCGAUAAUGCACUGGAUCUACUGGAGGUAGUGACCGCAAAGAUGGACAAGGCCAGUGUAGGGCAACAAGCUGCAGGUAUCGAAAGGCACCCAGAGCGCCGAUUUAAGGCUGCGUUUGAAGCCUACAAGGAACGCGAGCUGCCAAAACUGAAAGACGAGCAUCCCGGGCUGCGCCUGCAGCAAUAUCAGGAUCUGUUGCACAAGCAGUUCCAGAAAUCACCGGAUAACCCCUUUAAUCAGGUCACCAUCGCUUAUGACGCCACGAAGGACGAGAAAUUGCAGUCUCUCAAGGAGAAGCAAGAUGCUGUGCAGAAACGCUUGCGUGCAUAACGAUCGUUCUGAUGUGAUAAUUGUAGGAAUUGGACAUUGGCAGACUCGGAAGUCGGGGUGUAUGAUAAAGUACUAGCGUUGCUGAAGUUCGAUUUACUAUCUCUAGAAGAGACUUGAUAACAAACAUCUGGACCUGUCCAUACGCAUUCUCACAAUCUAUUAACACUGCGUGUAUUGUUCGUGC
Messenger RNA from Suillus discolor, 984 nucleotides. RefSeq lists its product as uncharacterized. The record is from RefSeq and is a predicted model, not a curated record. Lineage: Eukaryota; Fungi; Basidiomycota; Agaricomycetes; Boletales; Suillaceae. Gene Ontology annotation, biological process: transcription by RNA polymerase II. Gene Ontology annotation, molecular function: transcription coactivator activity. Bases 75 to 800 code for a protein of 241 amino acids. Gene Ontology annotation, cellular component: nucleus. The transcript has 7 exons.